CCGCCGCCAUGCGGUUCCGGUUCGGGGUGGUGGUGCCGCCCGCGGUGGCCGGGGCCGGGCCGGAGCUGCUGGUCGUGGGGUCGCGGCCCGAGCUGGGGCGCUGGGAGCCGCGCGGGGCCGUGCGCCUGAGGCCGGCGGGCACCGCGGCGGGCGCGGGGGCGCUGGCGCUGCAGGAGCCGGGCCUGUGGCUCGGGGAGGUGGAGCUGGCGCCGGAGGAGGCGGUGCAGGACGGGGCGGAGCCGGGCCGCGUGGACACGUUCUGGUACAAGUUCCUCAAGCGGGAGCCGGGAGGAGAGCUCUUCUGGGAAGGCAAUGGACCUCACCAUGACCGUUGCUGUACUUAUAAUGAAAACAACUUGGUGGAUGGUGUUUAUUGUCUCCCAAUAGGACACUGGAUUGAGUCAACUGGGCACACCAAUGAGAUGAAGCAUACCACGGACUUCUAUUUUAAUAUUGCAGGCCACCAAGCCAUGCAUUACUCAAGAAUUCUACCAAAUAUCUGGCUGGGUAGCUGCCCUCGUCAGGUGGAACAUAUAACCAUCAAACUGAAGCAUGAAUUGGGGAUUACAGCUGUAAUGAAUUUCCAGACUGAAUGGGAUAUUGUACAGAAUUCCUCGGGCUGUAACCGCUACCCAGAACCCAUGACACCAGACACCAUGAUUAAGCUCUAUAGGGAAGAAGGCUUGGUCUACAUCUGGAUGCCGACACCAGAUAUGAGCACCGAAGGCCGAGUGCAGAUGCUGCCCCAGGCGGUCUGUCUCCUGCAUGCGCUGCUCGAGAAUGGACACACCGUGUACGUUCACUGCAACGCCGGGGUCGGCAGGUCCACCGCGGCCGUCUGCGGCUGGCUCCAGUACGUGAUGGGCUGGAAUCUGAGGAAGGUGCAGUACUUCCUCAUGGCCAGAAGGCCAGCUGUGUACAUUGAUGAAGACGCCCUGGCCCGGGCAGAAGAAGACUUUUUUCAGAAAUUUGGGAAGGUUCGUUCUUCCAUAUGUGGUGUGUAG
Molecule: messenger RNA, 1004 nt
Organism: Odobenus rosmarus divergens (Pacific walrus)
Lineage: Eukaryota; Metazoa; Chordata; Mammalia; Carnivora; Odobenidae
Gene: EPM2A
Product: epilepsy, progressive myoclonus type 2A, Lafora disease (laforin)
Exons: 4
Coding region: 9-1004 (331 amino acids)
Biological process (GO): protein dephosphorylation
Cellular component (GO): cytoplasm; nucleus
Molecular function (GO): protein tyrosine phosphatase activity; protein tyrosine/serine/threonine phosphatase activity; carbohydrate phosphatase activity
Source: RefSeq, a predicted model, not a curated record